UCUCUCUCUCUGCUCUCACUCUUUGUUAUCGAUUCUCGAUUCGAAGCCGCCGUUUCGAUUCCUUCUCUUAUUUGUUUCCCUUGUGACUCUGUCCCGUCCUCAAGGACCCUGCAAACCUUCAAAAACCCUCCGCCACCGCCGUAGACGGCGGCGCAAUCCACCUCUUUCCUCCGAUCAAACUAAAACAGACUAAGGAAUCGAACAAUGGCGGCCACCGCGGCCUCGGACGUCACCGAUGGACCUGUCCUGAACCUCAUCAACAAGCGUCUCCGUGCCCUCCGCAAGAAGCAGAACCGCAUCAGUCAGAUGGAAGAGGCCAUCGCCCAGGGCAAGCCUAUCAACAAGGAGCAGGAGGAGGUCCUCAAGGCCAAACCCUCCGUCUGCGCCUCCAUCGACGAGCUCGAGAAGCUCCGUCAGCCCCUCGCCGCCGCUGUAGCCGAAGAAAUCAGCCUUGCCCUACAGCGCCAACAGGUCUCCGCCUCACCAUCCCUCGAAGAGGCCAAGGAUGAUGAGAAAUCAAGCGAGCAAAAUCUGGCAGAGUUCGAACCGGAACCGGAACCGGAAACGGAACUGCGGCGCGACGUGGUAGAGGAUCUCCUGAACUUGCUCUAUUUUGGGAGCAUGUUCGAUGUGAAGGGCCAGAAUGAUUUCACUUCGACUAUGCUUACUCGGACACACGAACGUGGUUGCUGCUUGACCUACGACUACGUCACCGACGACGCCACCGAUCUACUUGGCGAGAGGGACUUGGAUUUGAUUGCGAUGCUUGGCGGCCUCUUGAUAUCGCGUCCGGUUGAUUCGAGCCUCUCGCACAAGAACGCGUUGCAGCAGUGUCUUGAGCACGCAAAUCAAUGGCUUGCCAACUCCGAUCAGCCUGUCGAUUCGGAUCCGAGUGUUACUUAUGCCGGGUUGAGAGCGAAGCUCAACAAGAUUAUGGCUUCGGAUUAUUUCACCACCACGCCGGAGAUGAAAGCUACUGUUGAAAUGGCUGCUGCUGCUGCUGGAAAUUAUGCCUCUUUCCCGGUACCAUUGCAUGGCUCCAUGGUGCCCGUCAGUAUCCCAGUACAAAUUGAAGGUCCAGAUGAGCAAUAUCAGCAAAAGGAGGAAGAGGCAGCAAAUUUUCAAGGAAAUGAAUCGUAUGGUGAUCAGUCUAGUCCUUUGGAAGAAACUCAGAAAGUGGGUGAAUUUGAGUAUGAAAAUCCAGCAGAAGUGCCACCUCAUACAGAACCGGAUGAACCAAAGGCAGAAGGACAGAAUGAGAGAAAUAUGGAGUCUAAGGAGCAUCAUUAUGCGCCCAGGAGGGGCUAUCAGAACCAAAGAGGUAGCCGGGGUGGUGGCCGCCGGGGCUACUCCAAUGGCCGUGGAGGACGAGGAAGCAGCAGGGGAGGCGGGCCUUACCAGAAUGGUCGAAACCAUUAUUAUGACCAGCAGGGAGUUUAUUACCAGAGGAGCUAUUACAGCAGUAGGGGAAGGGGUGGCAGGGGCGGGGGUGGUGGUGUGAACUUCUACAACAAUCAUGGUUCAAGAGCUGAAGCCAGCCAUGCAACAGCUGAUUCAUGACCUUAUGACUGUUGUUUAUAGGUAUUUUUGUUUCUAGCCUUUAGUGGGAUGCUUUAAGAUGCAGAACUUUGCAUGGAACUUGGGUUAAAUUGUGGGUUUCUGUUUAUGCUCCUCCUAGGACCCCCUUCAAUGAAUGGAUUAAUUUUUAUGGUAACAGAUAGAUUUUCUUA
This is a messenger RNA of Diospyros lotus (date-plum), 1730 nucleotides long. RefSeq lists its product as uncharacterized. The coding region runs from base 205 to 1560 and encodes 451 amino acids. The transcript has 4 exons. The record is from RefSeq and is a predicted model, not a curated record. NCBI's taxonomy places the organism in Eukaryota, Viridiplantae, Streptophyta, Magnoliopsida, Ericales, Ebenaceae.